Messenger RNA from Williopsis jadinii, 591 nucleotides. RefSeq names its product Scp1p (gene SCP1). The record is from RefSeq and is a predicted model, not a curated record. NCBI's taxonomy places the organism in Eukaryota, Fungi, Ascomycota, Saccharomycetes, Phaffomycetales, Wickerhamomycetaceae. The transcript is spliced from 3 exons. Gene Ontology annotation, molecular function: protein binding. Bases 1 to 591 code for a protein of 196 amino acids.
AUGGCUCACCUGAGAAAGGCAGAUGUUUCAUCCCUGGAUGCCGACUUGAGAGAUUUAAGAAGAAGCAAAUACAACAGUAAACUAGCAGACGAAGCAAGAGGCUGGAUAUUCAACAUUAUCGGAGAGAGUGAGCCACAGCAGGACCUCAUUCAGGUGUUGAAGACAGGAGUUGUCUUAGGGAAGUAUGCUUACACAUUAGCCAAUGCCCUCGGUGGCGCAGUCAAGUUCAAAGACAGUAAGAUGCCCUUUGUUCAAAUGGAGAACAUUGCCAAUUUCCUCACGUUUGUGAAGUCGUACGGCAUACCAGAGGACGAGACGUUCCAGACAGUGGACCUGUACGAGGAAGGCGAUAUUGCAAGUGUAUUACAAACCAUAGUUUCGCUAUCCAGAUAUGUGCACGAGAAGUCACCAUCAAUCCCUGUGAUUGGCCCAAAGUUGAGCACAAGACAGCCACCUCCAAAGGUCCCGAAGAAACCUUCUCAUCUCUCCAAAGGCCCGGCAUGGAGCUCACUGGAGUACGGUUACAUGAAAGGUGCCUCACAAACCUCAGAGGGCGUUGUGUUCGGAAAGCAUAGAAACAUAACACAGUAG